AUGGUGGAGAACACCAGCAAGGAAAACCAAACCACCAUAACUGAAUUCAUCUUGCUGGGAUUCGAACAUCCUCCUGAACUCUGGAUCCCACUCUUCUUGCUGUUUUUCUUUGUCUAUAUUAUGACUUUGGCUGGGAACAUGACCAUCGUUGCCUUAGUUGUGACUGAUAGAAGCCUUCAGACUUCCAUGUACAUCUUCUUGGGAAACUUGUCCUUCCUGGAGAUGUGCUACACCUCCACCAUCUUGCCCAGGAUGCUUGCCAAUAUCUUCCGUGGAAACAAGGCUGUGACAUUCAAUGGCUGUAUUAUACAAUUAUAUUGCUUUAGUUUCCUGGCAACUGCAGAAUGUUAUCUAUUGGCUGUGAUGGCUUAUGAUCGGUACCUAGCUAUAUGCAAGCCCUUGCAUUAUGCUAUAAUGAUGAAUGCCAAAAUGACCAUCCAGUUGGUAGCAGCUUCUUGGUUAUGUCCUGUCAUUGUUCUGACUGUGCUUGUGGUGUUGGUGUCCGGGCUGACUUUCUGUGGCCCCAAGGAAAUCAACCACUUUUUCUGUGAUCUCAGCCCAGUGAUUCAUCUCUCCUGCACAGACAUCAAAGGGGUGCUGUUGACAAUCUUCCUAAUGGCCAUUGUGGAUACCUUCCCCCCAUUCCUGUUCACCAUGUUAUCUUAUGUUUUCAUCAUUGCCACCAUCCUGAGGAUGCCAUCUGCCAAGGACAGACAGAAAGCAUUUUCCACCUGUUCCUCUCACCUUACUGUGGUGACCCUUUUCUAUGGGACCCUGAUUACGGUUUAUGCCCUGCCCCAAACAGACAGAUUCAGGGAUCUAAACAAAAUAUGUUCUUUGUUUUAUACCAUUUUGACACCCUUAGCCAAUCCCAUCAUAUACAGCUUGAGAAAUAAACAGGUGAAAGAUGCCCUUAUCAGAGCCUUUGGUAAGGGAAAGAUGUAUGUAGGAAGGUAG
Messenger RNA from Varanus komodoensis (Komodo dragon), 957 nucleotides. RefSeq names its product olfactory receptor 6F1-like. Gene Ontology annotation, biological process: G protein-coupled receptor signaling pathway. The coding region runs from base 1 to 957 and encodes 318 amino acids. Lineage: Eukaryota; Metazoa; Chordata; Lepidosauria; Squamata; Varanidae. The record is from RefSeq and is a predicted model, not a curated record. Gene Ontology annotation, molecular function: G protein-coupled receptor activity; olfactory receptor activity. The transcript has a single exon. Gene Ontology annotation, cellular component: membrane.